This is a messenger RNA of Plodia interpunctella (Indianmeal moth), 3898 nucleotides long. Its product is annotated as cytochrome P450 4V2-like. Lineage: Eukaryota; Metazoa; Arthropoda; Insecta; Lepidoptera; Pyralidae. Gene Ontology annotation, molecular function: heme binding; iron ion binding; monooxygenase activity. The record is from RefSeq and is a predicted model, not a curated record. The coding region runs from base 146 to 1609 and encodes 487 amino acids. The transcript is spliced from 11 exons.
AUUGACCGUAACUUGAACGUCCAAUAUCAGUACGAUACCAGUGUCUAGUUAUUGCACUUGUCUUUGUUCCUGUCACUAGGAAGAAUAAAGAAAUAAUUGCUAUUAAAAUAUUCACGUCAAGGAGCACCAAGGUUUAAAGAAUAAUAUGGAUGUUAUAUGGUAUGCAUUGACUGCCUUGGUUUUAAUCUUGACCACAUGUAUCUUAUUCUACCUAUAUGGUCCUGCUGGUUAUCCAGAACCUCCCUUGCUAGGAGGAGCCUUGCCUAUCCUUCGAAAUGCUUACACGUUCCUUAAGGAAAAAAACAGCUCAGAUUUAUAUGAUCUUAUGGUUUACACUGGAGUUGAUAGUUUGGAGAAAGGAGGUGUGAUCAAAAUUGACAAUGUUUUACCGUUUAUGACACAUUACGUGAUAACCGAUCCGGACGAUUUGCUAACAGUAAGCAACUCGUCUAACAAACACUAUUUCUAUAACGUUUUCUACGCGAGACUCAAAGAUAGUAUCUUCAAUCAUCUACCACUAGAUGAAACGUGGAAAACUAACAGGAAACAAAUGAGUGUAGCGUUUACGCCAAAAUCUAUAAAAAAUCUGACGCCAGUCAUGAACAGGUGUGGAAGGCAGCUGUGUGAAGCUUGGGCAGCCGAGGGGGGGAAACCAUUUGAACAUCUUGAAACUGUUCAUUUGGCUGUUUACUGUGCUGUAGCAGGAGACGAUGUAGACAUAGCGUUGGCUAGAGACUACAUAGACGUAACGAGCUCGGUCGAGGAUGCGUUGUCUAGGAGGUUGUGUAGCUUCUUCAUGCACUUCGACAUUUUCUUCAACCUCACCAGCGUCGGUCGGAAACACAAUGAGGAAUGUGAAUAUGUAAAUUCACUUUGCAGAAAGAUUAUACGCGACAAAAAGGAAAGAAUAAAAAGUCCUGAAUACACAGGGCCGAAAAGCGUCACAGACUACAUAAUACAGUUCUGCGAUUUCGACGAUGAUGAUGAAUUGAUGGGAGAAGUGAACACCAUCAUAACAGCCGGGUACACCACGACAUCGUCCAGUUUGACCUCGCUGUUCAUGCUGCUAGGAACACACCCUGAGGCUCAGGAGAAGCUGUACCAAGAACUACAAUCAGUGCUCGGAUCGUCAGAGAGGGAUAUCGUCAUGGAGGAUUUGGAGCGCUUGCCGUAUUUAGAUGCUGUUGUGAAGGAGUCUGUGCGUUUGUAUCCGGCCGCACCUAUCGUGUUCAGAUACUCAGAAAAACCUUAUGUUUUAAAAAACUUCACAAUACCGCCGAAGAGAUUCUAUGCUAUUAACUUGUAUGGUGCCAACCGCCACCAAGUGUGGGGGCCGGAUUCGUUCGAGUUCAAGCCUGAGAGGUGGCUGGAUCCGAAGAUGCUGCCGCCUGCGCAUGCCUUCACCUCCUUUAUGCUAGGGAAGAGGGAUUGCGUGGGUAAAAGGUAUGGAUUGAGUUCGAUGAAAAUAAUGACAGUUCACGUAGUGAAGAGAUACAAGAUUUUCUCUGACAUCAGUAAAUGUCAGUUCAAGAUAGGUGUAAUCAUGAGGCCGGCCACUGGAGGCAUCAUCAGGGUCGAAGAGAGGAAUCCUCGAACGACAAACAUUUGAAAAUUAUUUAGGACCAUUCUGCCUUCAUUAGCAAAAGGGCGCAUCGAAUAUUUUUGUUUUCUAUUCCAACAGAAUAAUAUUGGAAGAUUCACCUUUUUUAUUCUAAUAACUGACUUUUUAAUAAAUCAUUGCUGAUACAUAAAUACCUACGAGAUUUUGAAAAAAAUCAACAUAAAAUGUUGGUAUUACAAAAAAAAAUGGUGAAAAAAAAAUUGGAUGAAGAUUGAUUGAAGAGUUGUGAGUAAAUUGUUUCUGGCGGUAGUACCUAAAAGCGGUAAUUUUGCAGAAACCGACAUACUUAUUAAAACUUGGCUCAAUUAUGUGUAACCAGUUUUAUCGAUGAAACAAUGUGGGCUUACAUUGUAGGACUAGGAUAUUUUCUAAUAAUAAGUACAAUUUUUUUCUCCAUAAUAAAGUAAUUUCUGUAAUUUAAUUCCUGGGAUUGUAAACAUCAAACAAUAGAACAUUUUUAUCGAGAAAUGAAAGUAUCAGAUUGAGGUCAUCCUUUGAGGCCCGCAAUUUAUCGCAAUUAAAAGCCAGCAACGUUUACCGAGCCGCCAAAGUUCUGAAAACUAUAUCGCGAUAAUGUAUAUAACCAACAUAAACGACUAUUAACCCUUUCACAUUAGCAAUACAAAUACUUGACCAGGUUUUAUAAAAGUAAUUUUCUUGUUAAAGGACAAUGCUUACGAAUGUUUGGAAAAACCAGAGCAAACAGAAAUACUACGUGUGACAUGUAUGCAGAAGUAAAAUUUUAAAUUUCGUUGUCUAUAUGUGAAAUUGCUAUUUUACUUCCAAAGGAGUUCGAUAUUUAGUAUGAAAAAAAAAUCGAAAUAAUUAAUUUAGCCCUUGAAAUAUUUAGGACCAUGUCAUAACUAAUUAAUAUUACAAAAAAAACUAAUAUAUAAUUUACUCUCAUUUCUGUUCGCGGUUGUUAUUUUUUUGAGCAUUCUCCUUAUUAAAAAGUUGAUGUAAAUUAAUAUGGUCGUCUCCAGCGAGAUGCAGAGAGUACGUGCUUUCAACCGCAAAUCAAAUCUUGCACCUCUAUUCUGUGAUAAUAGGGGCGAAUUUGCAAUGAAUUAUGAUAUGCUGUCGACUAUACACUUAAAAUAUGCUAUCUCACUCUUGUUUUUUUAUGUAUCGGACAGUAAUCGCGGAUGGUCGCUGCGUCGACCUCUUCACCGGAAAAUUUCUCCUGAGGAAAAUUGACGAUCAACUAGUUUUGUAUCCGUACUGUACACGAUAGUGUGGUGACGUAGUUUAUUAUAAGUUGAUCCUGUUAAUGUGUAUAGUAUUGACUAUUGGUGCGUUAUUAUAUGAUUUGUUUUAUUUAUUUAUUCACCAUUAUUCAUUUUUAUUCAUUAUUUAUUCAAGUAAAUAGUGUUGCUAACAAAAAAUAUAUGUACUUGACAAUAAAUGUACAAAUUGAAGCGGUGUUGGUCCAGUGGUUAAAAACGUCGGCCUGUGAUCGAAAGGUCCCAGGUUCGAACCCACUCAUACCACAAAACUUGUAUACCAAUGUGACUCAUGUAUAGUAGUAUUUUGAUGAAGGAAAACAUCGCGAGGAAACCUGCUUUCUGGUUGGCAGUUUAAGUUCACUAGUGUAAAUGCGACUACUUGCCACUUGAUAUCAGUAGGUUGUAAAAUUCAUGUCAGAUGUAUUUAGGUGACUUGUAUAGAAUCUGUCACCUGUGUUACUUAGUGAUAAAUAACACACGAGAAAAUAAGAACACAAAUGUAUAAAAAAUAAUAUCUUAUCCAUCUAUAAGGAAGGCCAGUGCCCCGGCAGUGGAGACGUUAUAACGAUGAGACAAGAGAAGGAAAAAUCGUUCAGACUCAGCAAAAAUUCUCAGACGAUAUGGUCGUGCUGCGAGACUGGCACUGGCCUGAACCCAGGAUGGGGUCGGCGCAUAUACUGUAUGGAAAUUUAAUUUUAGAUUCCCACGCCUGAUAGGCAGAAUAUACUAUACCUUAUUACUGUAACCAUGUUUUAAGGAAUAAAAUGAUCUAAUAUUAUACGAGUACUAAAUCCAUUAUACCUAACUUCUAAAAUCCUAGGUGCUGUGCGAAUCGAUGCCAUUCAGAUUGGUGCGUAAAACUGCACUUCUUUCAAUAAUUAAAAUUCUUUUUAAGAUUUUAGAAUAUGGAUGAUGAUAUACCUAUAUUUGGCAUUGAUUGCAUUAGGCCCUCCUUUAUUACUUGUACGGACCUGCGGUGUACCCAGAACCACCAUUGCUUAGUGGUUCUUUGCCUAUACUACGCAACGGUUACACAUUUCUUCGGCUAAAG